This is a messenger RNA of Sitophilus oryzae (rice weevil), 3250 nucleotides long. Its product is annotated as GTPase-activating Rap/Ran-GAP domain-like protein 3. Lineage: Eukaryota; Metazoa; Arthropoda; Insecta; Coleoptera; Curculionidae. Bases 1 to 2823 code for a protein of 940 amino acids. The record is from RefSeq and is a predicted model, not a curated record. The transcript has 18 exons. Gene Ontology annotation, cellular component: cytoplasm. Gene Ontology annotation, molecular function: GTPase activator activity. Gene Ontology annotation, biological process: regulation of small GTPase mediated signal transduction; activation of GTPase activity.
AUGCUCUGUUUCGACAUGCGAUUGGUACAGCGACUUCGUGGCGAGAAACGGGAUGAUUCGUCUUCCAGAGAUCGCUCGAAAAGUGUUUGUGUCACUAGUUUCUUAAACAAAUCUCCGAGAGAUGUGAGUGCGUUCAAGCUACUUCAUCGGAGGGCUAGCAGUGCUUUCUCGACGGCCAGUGAUUUAAUAUCUAGAAGAGGAGUUUUCUCGCGACGAUAUUAUGGAUCAGUCGAACAGUUACAACAGCCUGAAGUCGACGGCCAGGAACAUUGUAGAAGGUUUCGAAUUGAAAAUGGAGACUCUCCCGGAGAAAAAGACGAGAUGUUUGGUUCUCCAAGUACCCCUGUUCUUGAAAAUCCCGAAUAUCAAACUAGGUGGUACUUUAAAUAUUUUCUUGGCAAGCUUCACCAAAACUAUGUUGGGCUAGACAAUGACAAAACGCCGUUUUUCCUCAGCAUUGUUUUGAACGAAGAUAACAACACUUGUGUGCCUCUGUACAGAGCGAUAUUAUUUAGAAAAACAGGUGCUCAAAAACUCUCACUCCCAAUACCUCAAAGCAAAGUGAUGACGGUCAAACAAAUUCUAUCGAAAUUUCCCAAUAUAGACAAGGCCGAAAAAGGACCAAAAGAAAUAUUCUCGCCCGAUAUCCAGAAAGAUCUGCUUCUCCUAGAAGAACAAGAAGGCUCGGUUAAUUUUAAAUUUGGCGUUAUCUACAUGAAACAGGGACAAACCAGUGAUGAUGAAAUUUUAAGCAAUGAGCAUGGAAGUAGCAGAUUCGACCAUUUCCUAUCUCUACUAGGCGACAAAAUAAGAUUAAAAGGCUGGGACAAAUAUAGAGGUGGUUUAGAUAUAAAAGGUGACAUGACUGGAAAAUACUCAGUAUAUACUAUAUACGAGGGCCACGAGAUAAUGUUCCACGUGUCAACUCUAUUACCUUAUUCGAGAGACAACCGACAACAAGUUGAGAGGAAAAGGCACAUAGGCAACGAUAUAGUCAAUAUAGUGUUUAUUGAUACAGAAGAAGGUUCACAAAAUGAAAACGUCCACGCACAAUUUAAUCCUACCUGUAUAAAGUCACAAUUUACUCAUGUAUUUGCCGUUGUCAGUAUGAACGCCGAUGGCCAUUACCGACUCUCGGUAUUCUCCGACGAAGCUGUUCCGCUAUUUGGACCAAGUCUACCAUGUCCGCCAGUUUUCGACGAUCCUUAUCUUUUUCGAGAAUUCCUGUUGGUGAAAAUGAUCAACGGCGAGAAAGCAACGUUUGAUACACCAACUUUUGCAAGGAAACGACAAAGGACCUUAGAUAUGCUGAUUAAAGAUCUUUAUUCUGAGCAUAUGACUGACGCGAGAAUGACGAUGCUAAAUCGCAGAGCAUUUUCUGACGUUUUGGCAGAAACACCGAGACAUUCACGGUUGAAAGAAGACUCGCGCCAAAUCGAAUUUGUACGCAUCGGACAGGCCUUAAAAUUGGAAGCUAUAGUACGAGGAGACGCACCCACAAGCUUAGCAAGCACUGGCACAGCGGGAACGGUCUUUAAAAGAUCUCCCUGGGAGGCUAAUUGCUUCUAUCCUGUAUUUCCACCUCAGCGCAUCAUUUCGGGAGAUUCUUGGAAUGAGAAUCGGUUAAUCGUUGCAACCGAGGAAGGAACCUACGUAGUAGAGGAUGGCACAUCUCAUCGUCUAAUAUUCGAUAAAACCCUCCAAGUCCGUCAACUGAAUGUGGUUGAGCCGCACGGAAUUUUGCUGCUUCGAGGAGGUUCUUCCAGCAAAGAGUGCAAGAUUUACGUGUUCAGGCUUUCACAGAUUAGCGGCGCUACUGAUACCAAGAAUAGGCUCGACUUGAAAGACCACCGAAUGGAAAAAACACGAGGGACGCAUCUGUAUACUUUAUCAAGAUCAGGUGGAGCAAAGCUAAGAAUGUGCGUUGCUAUUGGUAAAAGAUUGCUCAUGUUCCAGUGGAAACACUCCGCUGCGUGGACGCAAUGGUGCCCUGCUAGUGAUACAGAUACGAUAGAAGGAUUCACUUUCUUUUGGGAACUGAAUUUAACCGAAACACCAACGAUUUUAACCAUACUGGAUAACGGCUGGAGUCCAAUAUCUCCUUCCCAAGGAGACAUGCUAGUUUGUAUUGGAUACAAAAAUCACUGGGACAUAGUGAACGGUCGAUCAGGUCAAGCUCAGCAUCUGCAUACCGUAGAGGGUUCCAAAGCUCAUUUAGUGACUGCACUUGAUUUAUAUGAGGACCAAGAGAUUCAGUUAAUGCUUUGUUAUAAUCAUACAUGUCAUUUUCAAAAAUUGAACGAUAGCAAUAAUUCUUCAGGAUCAAGUUUCGAUUUUCAUUGGAAUUCUGCACCUACAGAUAUAGUGUGCGCUUUUCCAUACGUCAUAGCAUUUACAUCGAAUACCAUGGAGAUUAGACUGGUGGUUAAUGGAAAUUUGAUCCACACAAUGACGAUGCCUAAACUGCAAUUAAUAACCAGCAAAAACGACAUCUUUUUCGCGACAACGGCUCCCGAAUUCUUCCCCAACAGGACAGAUAGGCUGUUUGUUGACACACGACAGCAAGAGCUUCAAAAAGUUUCUCCACCGUCCAGUCCUAACGCUUCUCCAGAGGUCAAACCUCUCCGAAUAUAUAGAAUUCCAAUGCAUGCAUUAAGUCGAAAUGCACAUCCAGAUUAUACAGUGUCGACAUCAAGUUCACCACCGGUAUGGAAAUCAACUGACAGCAAAUUAAUGGUUCCAGAACAACCACGAGUAUCUCGGAGCGCCUCCAGCUCCCCUGUACCCCCGAUGAAGGUCAAGCUACCGCCGACCUUGAAAUGAUAGCCGGCGAUUUGCAAGGUUCUGGAGAUGGACAAUUUAACUUAGAGUACCUAGAGCUUAGGAUAAGUUGUAUUCUGAAAAUAAGCGAGACCAUAUUACCCCUGACAGUAGUUUAUACACAAUCUAUAAUGGACUAAUAGGCGUAAAAUCUUUAAAGUGUGACUUUUUCGAGUACGUUUUCGAAACUUGAUGGCGCACAAACAAAAGCAACUGUCUAAAUGUCAAACGUAUUUUUGUACAAUAGUUGUCUGUAUUUGUCCAGAGUAAAAAUAUUGUAUAAUAUAUAAUUUUUCAUAUAUGCAAUUAUUAUAAAAAGCAUACCUUUUUUACAAUAAUCAAAAUUACACUAGUUUGAGUUCUGUCUCUGAACUGUAGUUUAAUAUUUUUCUUUAAAAAUAAAUACACUCACCGGCAGGAAGACCGGACA